Molecule: messenger RNA, 2164 nt
Organism: Ectocarpus sp. CCAP 1310/34
Lineage: Eukaryota; Phaeophyceae; Ectocarpales; Ectocarpaceae
Source: the annotation of a GenBank genome assembly
UUUUCUGUGCGCACACACGCAAAUUGACACACUCACGACCACCCCACCGCGUGCUAUACCCCCAACACAUUACACUCCUUGGAAGGAGCAUAGUUAGGAACUUGGCUGGCCACUAAGAGCAGGAAGCAGAAGGGAGCGGACCAGUGGGCAGCAGUAGGGCAGUACCUGAGACGGUGUCCGCUCAUAUAUAUCAUCAUCAUGAGGGCAGCUACGGCCAAAGCUGCGCUGCUGGGAUGCGCUGCCAUCGCGCCGACAGCAGCCUUCACAGGAGGGGCUGGUCUUGCUAGAGCAGCUGGUGGGAGGGAUAGGCGAGCAGCGUCGUCUACGGCAGGAGUGCGGAUGAUGGCGAUUGACCCCGCCACCGUUCACUCGAUUGGGGAACACGUGAACGCUGUCGGGUCGGCGGGACUUGACCACACGUGGUUGUCGCACGUCAUGCACGGCCUGUCGGAUGCGGCUGCGGUUCCCCUGGAAGCGGUGGAGGAAGAGGCCAAGGGCCCCAACCCUUUCAGCUUGUGGAUCGAGUUUAUUCGAAGCAGCGUGCUGGGAAUCAAUGACUUCUACAAGGGUAUCGGUAUCGAGCAGUCGUUCGGCCUCGCGAUCGUGACGUUCACCCUCGGAGUCAAGACCCUCCUCGUGCCCCUCCAGGCGAUCCAGCUCCAGUCGAGCGAGAAGAUGCAGGUGCUCCAACCCACGGUAAAGGAGAUUAACGCCAAGUUCGGCCAGAACAAGGAGGCCGCCACCGCUGCCACCAACAGGCUGUACGCGGAGACCAAGGUCAACCCGCUUAUCGGGUGCCUCCCCGCCCUGCUUCAGUUCCCGGUGUUCAUCGGGCUGUACCGUGCCAUCAUCGGCUUCGGCACCGAUGCUGUCGCCAACGAAGGUUUUCUGUGGCUGCCUAGCCUACAGGGCCCCACGUUCGAGAAUGGACGCGGUAUCGGUUGGCUCACGACCUUCGUGGACGGUCACCCUAUCCUAGGGUGGCACGACACCCUUUGCUACAUGAGCAUCCCUGCCAUCCUCGUUUUGUCCCAGAAGCUUUCCAUGACGCUGCUCACUCCGCCGGACGACGGCCCCGAUGAUGCCACGGGCUCGUCGCUCAAGACCGUGAUCACGUACCUACCGGUAUUGAUAGGCUGGUUCUCCCUCAACGUGCCCUCGGCGCUCGGCAUUUACUGGCUGGCCAACAACCUGUCCACCACGGCGACUUCCUUCGCCAUCAAGGCUUUCUUUAAGAUGAACCCCCCCGAAAUGAACAUCCCAUCGGACAUCCUCGACAGCCCCACGGCCGACUACGCCCUGCCCACCGUCGCGGAGGCAUUGGAAGACGCCAAGGUUAACGCAUGGCCAGACCGCCGCAGCCGGCGCUACGCGUGAACACAUCCUACUUGAGAACAACAACUUACAGGAUAGAAAAGAACGAAUGGAAGCCAAGCACAUCCAAGAUUUUGAGCUUUGUUUUGUAACCACGCCGGGUUUUGCCCUUCGUGUGUGGUUGUCAUGCGGUUGGAGUGUUGUAGUGUACGCUUGCGUGAAUGCCGCAAGUUUGUUUGUUUUUUGUGCCACCGCCGCCACCGGUUUCAGGCCACUGCCGGGGUCAGGUGAUAUACGGAGCGAGCGAGAGUCACUUUUCAAGUGGAAAUCGGGUCUAGUCGCAGAGGAGUCUUGUCACGAAAAAUCUAAGAAUACGAAGGGUAGUUUUUGAGAGUUUUUUUGUUGGCGUCCCGUCUUGGCUGGUGCGGACAAUGUCACGUGGUUUGCUCUUUUCUCUAGCGUGCCCUCGGUUUCCUUGUGUUUCCCCCUCCUAAAGUGUGGUACAGACCGUCGUUGCAGAUCGAAUCUCGUUUCGACAGCAAUGUUUACAGUGGGCCGAUAUUUGAGAAGACAAAGUUGGCUACGUUGCUAUGUACCCUAGACCCUGUCGCAAAAACGAUCAAGAGAUGCACCGCAGCAGGAAGAUGGGGACUCAGAUGAAGAGAAGAGAAGCAGCCUUGGAUGAUUCCCCGGCCCUACCUUACAGUGGUUGAUGGACACGGACUAGAGAGCAGAAUGAGGUGUCAGGUGUAAGGAAAGGAGCCGGAAGAAGAGGAUAACUUAAUUUUUGGCUGAGUUCGGAAGGCAAGUGUGCCGCCGGGGACUCAGGUGAAGACAAGCUCGGGGGGGG